AUGGCGGCUUCACUGAUUACUCUACCUAUAGAAAUACUGUAUUUGAUAGUGUAUAAUAUAGAUAAUUCAAAAGAUCUCCGUGCGUUUUGGUCUACAUGUGCUUUCUUUCGCUUGAUAUCAGGCCCCCACACAAUAACGGCGCAACUCUGGUUUUCGCUAUACAGCCAAGACCUCCCAUCCGAACAUCAUCUUCGCACAGCUAACGAAUGGCGAUUUCCAUUAGAUACUGAAUAUGCAAAACGUCUAAUCAUUGUCAACGCACCGCCAGAGCCAACUGGGCUUUCUUCUGAAUCUCCGGGCCCGCGCCGGGCUCUCCGUCGACAAGAGCGUGUUUUGCAUAUUGUCGAGAGAUUUGGUCUGUUCCUUCACAACAUGCUAGCUGUUAACUACUAUUAUCCACAUGACUGGGAUGCUCUUCGAGAAGUAGCUGAUGACGUCGAACAGUAUUUAGAAGAUCUGGGUUGGGUGCAGUUUUAUCGAGGUCAAAUGGAUCGUGGGAUAGAUUCUCUUAUGGUGUCGACUGUACAGACCGAUCAGGAGUUUGAGGCUGUCGCAUUCGAAGACUUUUCCGGAAAGCUACGAGCUGAGAUUGCUGGUGCUUCCAGUAUUCCCGCAUCGAGUAAGAGCACGUCUGCUGCAAGUAGUCGUCAUAACUCCACUACUGGUGGUUUUGCUUCUAAUCGAAACAGCACCGACGAACUUUUUGCAAGUCUUUAUAGUGAAAGAAUGUACCUAAGAUGGACAAGUUUGAUUCAGGACCAGUUAAACUUUUUCGGAUUAGAGAGAUACAUAUUGGAAAAGUUUAAACCACCAGACAAGUUGCAGUUGGCUGAAUACUUGCGUGUAGUAUUGUUUGGUGAUAUCGAUGGCAGUUCCAGUAACAUUGAUGUCACUCCCAACAACAAUGGUGCCACUCCCAAUAUCCCUGCUAGUCAUAAUAGUAUCAGUUCCAACACCACUGCCAAUACCGCUAAUGUCCCUUCCAGUAGCAGCCGUAUCGCUCCCAGUAGCACUGCCAGUAUACCUUAUGUCACUGCUCUCACUUCAAAUAACAUUAAUAUCACUUCCAGUGGGAGUUGA
Molecule: messenger RNA, 1080 nt
Organism: Paraglomus brasilianum
Lineage: Eukaryota; Fungi; Glomeromycota; Glomeromycetes; Paraglomerales; Paraglomeraceae
Source: the annotation of a GenBank genome assembly